Molecule: messenger RNA, 2017 nt
Organism: Amblyraja radiata (thorny skate)
Lineage: Eukaryota; Metazoa; Chordata; Chondrichthyes; Rajiformes; Rajidae
Gene: tmem268
Product: transmembrane protein 268
Exons: 11
Coding region: 500-1630 (376 amino acids)
Source: RefSeq, a predicted model, not a curated record
CUGCGCCGCUCGUCCAGGCAGACGGUGGAAGGGAGAAGAUCGCAGACGCCGCUCGACUUACGAUGGAGGCAUGAAGUGUGAACUGCAUCAGAGUGAGCAGGAGUCACAUGUCGAGCACAGGAUCCGCUCCCCCUCUUCAGGGCAAAACCAGUGGCUUUCAGUCUCAGUUCCCUGGCGCCCGCUCUAAUGUGUGUUUAUUCAACCAAAGAAAACAAGUGCUGAUCCGAAUGAAAAAUCAAACAGCAAAUGCUGGAAAUGCUCAGGAGAUCAGGCGAUCUCUGCACAGAGAGACAGACAGAGAGACAGACAGAGUGAAUGAUUCAGGUUGGAUGGGCCUCAAGAUGUACCAUUAUUGAAGUGAAUCGUCGGGCAUCGCUGACCAGCAGUGCAUGUGAAGAGGGUUGCACGUGUGGGUUGCGGGAGUACCUGUCCUUUAUGCCAUGGUUGAAUCUGCAAGGAGGCAAGGUCCUGCAGCAUCGCGUGGCCAGAGAAUAGUGUAAUGGCACGCUGCAAUGGCGGAGAAAGCAUCUCAUCCGCUCGCUCCUCUGUGACGUCACUCGAGGCUGUGGAAGAGGCAGACCUUAUUCACUGGAUAAAUGAUCCAAAUGGAUUAGGCAGUAUCAGCGGCAGCAGCAGCAGCAACGAUCCCGAGUGCUAUUCUUCAUCCGAGAGACCAGUGUUGUACAACGGCCGGACGUUGCUGGUCCUCGCCUCCGGCGGGCCCUGGUGGACUCGUGGAUUCGAUCUAGAGUCGUGUGAGGAAGGUCUCUCCAGAUUUGGAAUCCAGAUACCACCAGAGGUUUACAAGCUGCCCAUCCAAGCAACGCUGAUGAGCUCAGAAGUAAGAAGAUACAUGUACUUCAGUUCCAGCGGCUUCAUGAUGCUCUUCACUCCGGUGUUCUAUGUGGUCACCUGGUGUUGUCUCUACUCCACCUUCCAUGUCUACUUGAGCCAGUAUCUGAAGAGCUUCUUCUGGGCUUUCUGCCUCUUGGUCAGCGUUGUAGCUGUUCUGCUCACCACCGCCCUGCUUCUCAUCUUACACUGGCAGCACAAGAAGAUUAACGCAAAUACAGAUCUGCGUCUCAUGUGGACCAACGAGAAUCUCGUGAAACACAACAUCCUAGUUGGAGCAAUGGAUGCCACAAAAUACUGCUCAAGUGUGCUACACCUCUGUUUCAUUUAUUUCAACAUUCGGGGAUGUGAGAGGAGACUGGCUUCUCUGCUGGAAUCAAGACGUCAUGCAGGCUCUGGGCUCCAGUCCCUUCUGCGUGAGAAGCUGGGCCAUCUCUACAUCGUCAUUGAGACAACUCAAGUCAGUGCUCUGAAUGAAGUGGUCGCUGGGUCUGAAGAGGCUCCUCUGUUACCAGGGAAUGACGGUGGCUCUCCGAGUCACAGCAGUCAUCAACCGAAGCAUGUCUUUGACACUCUGACCAGCUUAGUGCCUGAAGGCACAUCUGAGGAAAUAGCUUAUCAACUACUGGUCAUAUACAGUGGAUAUUACGUGAAACUACUUGCAAUGAACCAGCUCCCCCACACCACAGCUUCCAUCCACACUGGUGAUGCACAUGUCCCUUGCCUUUGCCAGUACAUAGAGACCUCGAUACUGAAGCUCUCCGGCUGUGAGUCAUAGCCGUGCCCUCAACAGCGAACUUUGGAUGGCUUCUCAUCUCCGAAACAUUAUUGGACUUUUGAGCCACGACUGUGUAUAACACUGUUACCACGUUGGAUGAAUGCGGUUGUUUUCAAGACCUGCAAGGACGUCUAAGGAAAUAAUCUGUUGAUCAGCAGCCCUUACACUCACUUUACAAUCUCAUCAAAAAACUUGCUGGAGUUUAGUCCAACUUUGCGAGUUGGCCCCGUUUCUCCAGAGGGGUCAGACUGAACUGAACGUUAGUCGGAACACGAGGAAAGUCUGGAUCCCUGCUCUCCCUCUCCCCCCAUCUUCCACCUUUUCUUUCCCAACCAGCAACUGCAGAGCAGGAAUAAAGCAGGAAUAAAAACAUGAUCUGACUAAUCA